AUGGCGUCGAGACUCGACAGAUUGGUCACGAUUCUCGAAACGGGAAGCACCCGUCUGAUUCGUGACACCGCUGUCAACCAACUUGCCGAUUGGCAAAAGCAGCACCCUGAUGAGCUGUUCAACCUUCUUUCCAGAGUUGUGCCUUACCUCCGACACAAGGACUGGGAGACACGCUCUACAGCAGCCAAGGCGAUAGGCAAGAUCACCGAGAACGCACCUCUGUAUGACCCUAAUGAAGAUGAGGACUUUGCACCAGUCAAGAAGGAUGAACCAGAAGAAAACGGGCACGUGAAGAAGGAGGAGGAAAAGGACGUUACCUCUUUUUCUACCAAUGAGCUCCUCAAGUUGGGAUCGCUCAACGUAGAGCAUAUCAUAAAGUUUGGUCGCCAACUUCUGAGAGGCGGGAACAUCGAGUAUGCUCUGGCUUCAUUAGACCCCCCGGCACGACUCGCACACCAAAAGAAAACCCUCAACGGACGACUUGGCCUGUUGGGCAGGGUUUUCGAGGAUGCCGAGAUGCCUGUCCUGGUCGAAAAAGAGCCUAGCCCUCUAACCCCACAAGAGUCGGCAAAUGGCCACAAUGGCAGCAAGGAGAGCGCAACCGCCCACGGUCAAACCCAGCCGGCAGAGGAAGCAGGCUUGAGCUCAAGGCAACUCAACGUUCUCAAGAGGAAACGCAAGAGAGAGUUGCAGAAGGCUGCGCAGGGCAAAGGGGGGUUUGGAGACUUGACCAUGAGAAGGACUACGACAGCAGGUUCCGAAGGUUUCGACGAAACUCCAGCAGCAGAUGCCGACACGAAGCAGAAGAAUGGGAAGGUGAACGACUACUUCAACUUGGAAAGACCUGCGGAGUUCGACGAGGAAUCAAAGGUUGUCAGCGAGUUCAAAGGACAAGUGAUCCCGAUCAAAUCGGAAAUCGAGGUUGACGAGACCAUGGAGGGUGCUGAGUGGCCCUACGACAGAUUGUGCGAUUUCCUCAAGGUUGAUCUUUUUGACCCUUCCUGGGAGACCCGCCACGGAGCUGCGAUGGGCAUUCGAGAGGUGAUUCGUGUCCACGGAGGUGGAGCUGGCAGGAUUCGUUCAAAGUCACGGGCUGAGAAUGACCGCUUGAAUCAGGCUUGGCUGGACGACCUGGCUUGCCGACUCUGCUGCGUCCUGAUGUUGGAUAGAUUUACCGACUACAGUUCCGAUACCUCGGUCGCUCCGAUUCGCGAAACGAUCGGUCAAUCUCUCGGAUCAGUCCUCCGCCACAUUCCGGCAGAAUCUGUUCACGGCAUCUACAAGAUUCUCUAUCAAAUGGUCAUGCAGGACGAUCUUCAACUCGAUAUGCUUCAGUGGUCCGUCUGCCACGGUGGCAUGGUUGGCCUGAGAUACGUUGUUGCGGUUAGGAAAGACCUGCUGCUGGAGGACAGUGAGAUGAUCGAUGGCGUCGUUCGUCUAGUCAUGAAGGGCCUGGAGGAACACGACGACGAUGUCAGAGCAGUGAGCGCCGCAACGUUGCUCCCCAUGACCAAGGAAUUCGUCACAUUACGACCCGGUUCCAUUGACAGCCUCAUCAACAUCAUGUGGGGCAGUUUGGCCGAUCUUGGUGACGACCUGAGCGCCAGUACCGGUAAGAUCAUGGACCUACUUGCGACACUCUGCAGCUACCCUGAAGUACUGCAGGCCAUGGAAACGUCGGCGGCGCAAGAUGAGGAGCGGUCUUUCACCUUGUUGGUGCCGCGUCUGUAUCCUUUCCUCCGACAUACCAUUACUUCCGUCCGCUUAGCUGUGCUCAAGGCUCUAAUGACCUUCGCGAAUCUGGGAGCUGAGAAUUCUCGAGGCUGGCUCAAUGGAAGAAUUUUACGAUUGAUCUUCCAGAACGUCUUGGUCGAGAGGGAUAGAGAAACACUGGCAAUGUCUUUGGACGUUUGGACAGCCCUGGUUCGCUCACUUGCGCAGACGCCCGAAAUCCUUGCCGACGAGUUCGCUGCGCAUGUUGAGCCUCUGAUGAGACUAACACUGCACCCGAUUGGUGUGUCCCGGCACCCCCUACCCAUGCCCGCCCACCUAUUCCAGAAGCCAUCAGGCGGCAACUAUGCACCUGUUGUCGUCACACCCGCCCGGAAGGCCUCCUCCCCCGACGGACCCGAGAGAGCAAACAAGCGACGUCGCAAAUCUGCUAAGACGGAUGACGCUCCUGUUACCUCCCAUACCCAUGACGUAGACGGGCACAUGAUCCAGGGAGACGUGGACCUUGUCGGCAUGGAUACUCUGAUACGAUCGAGAGUAUCGGCCGCCAGAGCCAUGGGCCUGAUCAUGUCCUUUAUUCCUGUCGCCAGCCUCGCUGAGUACGAUCAACUUCUUCUCGCCGGUAUCUCGGACCGGGCGUCGUCUACACAGCUCUCGGCAUGCAUGGUCAUUGACGAGUAUGCCACAAACGGCCCUGCCGAAGGAGCCCAAAGAUACGCCUCGCCGCUACAGAAGAUUAUUGAGACUGAACGCCCUGCUCACUAUAGCGACCUGGUCAGCUAUAUGCAUAGGGUGCGAUCCCAGUGUCAGCAACUUCUCAAUAUGUUCCGCGAUCACGGGAAAGUGUCCAGUGGGCGGCUUCCAACACUAGCAGUUCUGGUUCAGGGUGACGAGCAAGCAGGCCCUGGUGCCUUUUCCAUUGCGGUCGCAGACAAGGUCGUUGGAGAAGAUUUCGACAAGCUUAAGAAGGCUAUGUCUCCAGGACAGCGUCUGGUUGCCAGCCAAAUGCUCGCCGAAGCCAGAGAAGUGGCCGUAUCUGCGAUUAGCGACGCCAAGACCGCCAAGGAUUCACGAGAUGUGCGCAUCAAAGCAGGUGCAGCUUGCGCCUUGGUUGCAAUCAAGGCCCUUCCUAAGAAACCUAGUCCACUGAUCAAGGGCAUCAUGGACAGUAUCAAGACGGAAGACAAUCAGGUGCUCCAGAGCCGGGCUUCGGCGACUAUUGCAAGACUUGUCCAAGUGUUCAACGAGAUGGGUCGUCGCGGACCGGCCGACAAGGUUGUUUCCAACCUAAUCAAGUUCUCAUGUGUCGAGGUUGCCGAGACUCCAGAGUUCCCUGUCCACGCAAGCAAGACGGAUUGCGUGCUUUCAAUGCAAAAAGAAGAAGAUCGGGUAGAUCACGCGGACGCCGCCAAGUGGGCAAAAGAAGUCAAGGCUGCCCGCAUCACCCGUCGUGGCGCCAAGGAGGCGCUGGAGAUACUAUCCAAGACCUAUGGCGCGGGGCUGCUCACAGCCGUACCUACUAUCAGGGUAUUCAUGGAGGACCCUCUUGUUAAGGCAUUCUCUGGCACAUUGCCGGCCGAGGCUAAGGAUCCCGAGGAUACCUUUGGCCAAGAAAUCGUCGAUGCCUUGUCCCUCAUUCGGACGCUCAUGCCAACCCUCGACAAGGCUAUGCAUCCCUUCAUUAUGGAAAAGGUGCCGUUAGUCAUCAAGGCCUUGCAUUCGGAGCUCUCUGUCUUCCGUUACAUGGCAGCCAAAUGCAUGGCUACCAUUUGUAGCGUCAUCACGGUCGAGGGUAUGACCGCUCUCGUCGAGAACGUCUUGCCAUCCAUCAGCAAUCCCAUCGAUCUCAACUUCCGCCAAGGUGCAAUCGAAGUCAUUUACCACUUGAUUGCUGUGAUGGGCGACGCAAUUCUUCCUUACGUUAUCUUCCUCAUUGUUCCCGUCCUGGGCCGCAUGAGCGACUCCGAUAACGAGAUUCGUCUGAUUGCGACGACAUCUUUUGCAACAUUGGUCAAGCUCGUGCCCCUGGAAGCAGGCAUCCCCGACCCUCCUGGUCUGUCUGAAGAGUUGCUCAAGGGAAGAGAUCGAGAACGAACCUUUAUUUCCCAACUGCUGGACCCCAAGAAAGUGGAAUCGUUCCAGAUUCCUGUUGCCAUUAAGGCAGAACUUCGUUCAUACCAGCAAGAUGGUGUCAACUGGCUUCACUUCCUGAACAAAUACCACUUACACGGGAUUCUUUGCGACGACAUGGGUCUCGGAAAGACCUUGCAAACCAUCUGCAUGGUUGCCAGCGACCAUCAUCAGCGCGCUGAGGAGUUCGCCAAGACGGGCGCACCCGACGUCCGCCGCCUCCCUUCUCUGGUUGUCUGCCCUCCUACACUGUCCGGUCACUGGCAACAGGAGAUCAAGACUUACGCGCCUUUCCUCAGCGUUACUGCCUAUGUGGGUCCGCCAGCUGAGAGGAAGUCUAUGAAGGAUAGCCUGGAUAAGACCGAUAUUGUCGUCACCAGCUACGAUGUCUGCCGAAAUGAUGCCGACGUCCUUGCAAAAUACAACUGGAACUACGUCAUUCUGGACGAGGGACAUUUGAUCAAAAACCCGAAGGCCAAAAUCACCAUUUCCGUCAAGAAGUUGGCCAGCAACCAUCGGUUGAUUUUGACAGGGACACCUAUCCAAAACAAUGUGUUGGAGCUCUGGUCUUUGUUCGACUUCUUGAUGCCCGGUUUCCUUGGUGCUGAGAAGGUCUUCCUGGACCGUUUUGCAAAGCCCAUUGCUGCAAGUCGCUUCAGCAAAGCGUCUUCAAAAGAACAAGAAGCAGGUGCUCUGGCCAUUGAGGCUCUUCACAAGCAAGUCCUGCCUUUCCUUCUACGACGCCUCAAGGAGGAGGUUCUCGAUGACCUUCCGCCAAAGAUCUUGCAGAACUAUUACUGCGACUUGAGCGACCUUCAGAAGAAGCUGUUUGAUGACUUCACCAGAAAGCAAGGCAAGAAGCUGCAAGAAGAGGCCGGUCGUGAGGAUAAGGACGCCAAGUCACACAUUUUCCAGGCCCUGCAGUACAUGAGAAAGCUAUGCAACUCUCCAGCCAUGGUCAUGAAGCCUGGACACGGUAUGUACGAAGAGACUCAACGAAUCCUUAACAAGCAAGGCACCAGUCUCGAGGAUCCGGUUCAUGCACCCAAAUUGACCGCUUUGCGAGACCUACUCGUCGACUGCGGCAUUGGUGUAGAAGAAGCUGAAUCGAAUGAUCCUCUGUAUCAGCCAAUCAAGCCUCAUCGCGCUCUCAUUUUCUGCCAGAUGAAGGAGAUGUUGGACAUGGUUCAAAACACGGUGCUCAAGACCAUGUUGCCGGGUGUCACGCACCUUCGUCUAGACGGUGGAGUUGAAGCCAACAAGCGACAAGACAUUGUCAACAAAUUCAACAGCGACCCUUCAUACGACGUCUUGCUCCUGACCACUAGUGUUGGAGGUUUAGGACUCAACCUGACGGGUGCCGACACGGUCAUUUUUGUUGAACAUGACUGGAACCCACAGAAAGAUAUGCAGGCCAUGGACCGAGCUCACCGCAUCGGACAGAAGAAGGUUGUCAACGUGUACCGCCUGGUGACGAGAGGCACCCUAGAAGAGAAGAUUCUGAGCUUGCAACGCUUCAAAAUUGACGUCGCUUCAACCGUGGUCAAUCAACAGAAUGCGGGCUUGGCCACGAUGGAUACAGACCAGAUUUUGGAUCUCUUCAACCUCGGGGACACAGGACCCAGUCUCAUAUCAGAUAAGCCUCAAAACUCGAUGGAGGGAAGAGAGGAAGACAUGGUGGAUAUCGAAACGGGAGAUGUCGUCACGGGCAAGCAACCUGGCAAGAAGGCUUGGCUCGACGAUUUGGGCGAUCUUUGGGAUAAUCGCCAGUACGAGGAGAGUUUCGACCUGGAUGUCAGCGAGGAUUACUCGACCUUUGACUUCCCCGCCACGGCGCCCUAUCUCCUACUCUCUGGAGAUGUCGGGAGUCUAUCUGACUAUGACAGCUAUCUCGGGUUCAUCCAGCGCCAGACAGAUCGGUACAAGGGCGUCCUGCUGGUGCUGGACAAUCACGAGUUUCACGAUCUCACGUACGACGGAACCAUCGAAGCGGCAGCAAGGCUUGAGACAGAGCCGUCGUUGGGGAGGAAGUUGCAUAUACUCCACCGGCUCAGGUUCGAUAUCACCGUUACGAACGUGAGUAUCCUCGGAUGCACUUUGUGGACGAUGGUCCCGGAGGAGGCGAGGGCUACGGUCGUGGGCAGGGUCAAGGAUUUCCAGCGCAUUGAGGGAUGGAGUCUCGAAGCACACUGCGCGGCUCAUGGGGAGGACUUGGCGUGGUUGAAGAGGGAAUUGCGGGAGACGAUGCUGAAGGCAAUCACGCAUCUGAACCGUUUUGCGAAAUCAUCCGUCAAGAUGCCUGUAGACUACAGCAAAUGGGACGCGCUGGAGCUCAGCGACGACUCGGAUGUUGAGGUCCACCCCAACGUCGAUAAGCGCUCCUUCAUCCGAGCAAAGCAGAACCAGAUCCACCAGGAGCGCUUACAGCGCAAACACCAGAUCGAGACACUCAAGUACGAGCGCAUCAUCAACGAUGGCCUGAUGAAGCGCAUAUCCAACCUCUUGGACGCCCUCAAGUCCCAUGCCUCCGAGGCCGAGACCCGCAACCCCGGCGAGGUGGCUUUCCAAGCUGUCAUGGAAUCCGCCGGGAAGCCCGAAGAUGAUCAGCCGCCCCCGCGUCCCGAGGGCAUCCACGCCGACUCGGAGCCGCUGCCCAGCUUCUCCAAGAUGAUGGCCGUGCUGCUGGACCAGGUCAACAAGGAACUAGACGAGAAGAAGCCCGAGAACCGCUACAAGGCCAUGCUCGAGGGCGUUGAGGGACACUUGACCAAGGUGCAGAAUCUGCAAAAGGAAUUAUUUGCAAAGCUGGCCGAGCUGGAGAAGGAGGAGGGACGCAAGAUCACGAGCGAGGGCAUCCAUACGGGCUUCGACAGCUCGCACGUCAACAAGUCCAAGGACACGGAUAAGAAGGAGGAGCAGCGCAAGCCGGAGCUCCUGAACCCCAAUUUUGACAUGACACAGUCCCUUCCGGCCAAGUCAAGCACAUCGUACGACGACGACGAGGAAAUCGAGGCGUCGCCCGCCGCCAAGAAGUUUGCGCAGAUCAAGGCCGAAGACUACACGUCCAGCGCGCAGUACCUUUCCAAGAACCCGCAGAUCCUGACGGAGCGGGAGACGGACGGCCUGCUGGUCCUCGCAUUCGACGCCGCCCUCGAGAGCAAGGACGACUACUGCCGGCAGUGCGUCCACCAGGCGCUGCUUCUGCAGUACUGCCGGGCGCUGGGCAAGGACGGCGUGGGCAUGUUCUUCAAGCGCAUCACGACCAAGGGCCACCAGGCGCAGGAGGUGUUCUACAAGGACGUGCAGGACACGUACGGCAAGAUCAGGAACCGGGCGCGGGAGAUUGUCAGGGAGCGCGCCAGCGAGCCCGAGGGCGUGGAGCAGAUCCAGCUGCACGCGGUGGAACCCGGCACGGAGAUCAAGAUUACGAUCCCGCCCAAGGACAGCGAGGACCCCGCCGUGAAGCAGGGACGGGAUAUUUUCGAGGCAUUCAGCGCCGACUUCCAGAAGGCUCUGGAGAGCGGGAGCCUGGAUGAGGUUAAUAAGGUGCUGGGCAAGAUGAAGGUUGAAGAAGCCGAGGAUAUUGUCGGCAAGCUUGGAGACGCCGGCAUCUUGAGUCUGGAGGAGCAGAUUAUCGACGCAACGACGGAGGAGGGCCAAAAGGCGCUCAAGGACAUGGAGGCGGCGCAAGCCGGUUCCGAGUCCGGAUACGCCCCGGACCCUGAAUAA
Messenger RNA from Colletotrichum orchidophilum, 7590 nucleotides. RefSeq names its product SNF2 family domain-containing protein. NCBI's taxonomy places the organism in Eukaryota, Fungi, Ascomycota, Sordariomycetes, Glomerellales, Glomerellaceae. Bases 1 to 7590 code for a protein of 2529 amino acids. The record is from RefSeq and is a predicted model, not a curated record. Gene Ontology annotation, molecular function: ATP-dependent chromatin remodeler activity; protein kinase binding; ATP binding. The transcript has 7 exons.